AUGCAUGCUGCCAGGGAACAAAGGAAGCCUUAUGUUGUUGUUUUUGUCAGUGUUAAUGGAGUUGGGAAAUCUACUGAUCUAGCCAAGGUUGCCUACUGGCUUCCGCAGCACGAGAUCAAUGUCAUGAUGGCUGCUUGUGACACAUUCCGAUCUGGAGUGGUUGAGCAGCUGCGGACUCAUGCGUGCAGGUAUCGCGCUUAUCUGAAUUCUGACCUGGUCUUGUUUGUUGGAGAGGCACUGGUUGGAAAUGAGGCCGUUGAUCAACUUUCAAAAUUCAAUCUGAAAUUAGCCGGCCUUUCGACUUCAGCUUGGCCAAGACUAAUAGAUGGGAUCUUGCUCACAAAGUUCGAUACUAUUGAUGAUAAGGUUGGAGCUGCACUUUCAAUGGUUUACAUAUCUGGGGCACCGGUCGUGUUUGUCGGCUGUGUUCUAUCACGUACAGAUCUCAAGAAGCUCAAUGUCAAAUCAAUUGUCAAGACCCUCCCUAAAUGA
Messenger RNA from Carya illinoinensis, 492 nucleotides. RefSeq names its product signal recognition particle receptor subunit alpha-like. The coding region runs from base 1 to 492 and encodes 163 amino acids. The record is from RefSeq and is a predicted model, not a curated record. Gene Ontology annotation, biological process: SRP-dependent cotranslational protein targeting to membrane. Gene Ontology annotation, cellular component: endoplasmic reticulum membrane. Gene Ontology annotation, molecular function: GTP binding; GTPase activity; signal recognition particle binding. The transcript has 5 exons. Lineage: Eukaryota; Viridiplantae; Streptophyta; Magnoliopsida; Fagales; Juglandaceae.